Molecule: messenger RNA, 2044 nt
Organism: Phaedon cochleariae (mustard beetle)
Lineage: Eukaryota; Metazoa; Arthropoda; Insecta; Coleoptera; Chrysomelidae
Source: the annotation of a GenBank genome assembly
CACAUAUUCUGACAUUUUGUAUGAGUACCUACUUCGUUAUGUGAAGGAUAAGUUAAUACACGGCGAAUCACUUUCCUGAUUGAAAUCAGUGGUUGUAUCCACAUGUAGUCACAGCAUUCAUAUGACCCCGAUUUGAUCCAUUUACCAGUGAUAAUCAAGUUUAUUGUUGAAACAUUUAUAACAAUCCGUCGAAUUGUCUACAAGAUAUUAUGACAUUUUCGUGUAAGCCUCUGGAAUUUCUUUGGAACAAAGAUGAUGGUAGCCUGACGACCGAAUAUUUCGCAGCACUGAGUGCCAGCAUACACAUGUUCUCUGCCGGAAUCACCUAUGCAUGGAUCAUCCCCUCCCUACCACGACUGUUGACUGAUGAGUACCCUUUCGAGAUCACCCGAGACGAGGCCUCGUAUGUCGCCAUCGUCAGCUCAUUGGGGUUCAUAGCCGGUUGUGUAUCCUCUUCGUAUCUCAUCGACGUCAUAGGAAGAAAGAAGACGAUUCUCCUGAUGACCGUACCUCAGGUUCUUUCCUUCCUCAUGAUAUAUCUGUCUUUCUACUCGAAGGUUCUGCUAUACCUCGGCAGGAUAUCAGGGGGCAUUGGUGAGGGCAGUGCCAUGUCUGUGGUAUGUCUCUACGCAGCCGAAAUAGCUUCUCCAUCCCAUAGAGGCGUCAUAGUUAAUCUCACCACGAUCUCCAACGUCAUUGCUUGCCUAUUCAUGAACGUGCUAGGCUCCCUAGUUGACAUCUACACAGCCUCACUAGCGUGCCUAGUAUUCCCCAUUCUCCAAUGGCUGACCUUCACCCCUAUGCCCGAAUCUCCUUAUUACCUGCUCAUAAAAGGAAACGUAGAGGAUGCUACGCGGAGCCUGAGAUCGUUAAGGAGGAAACUAGACGUGGAUGUGGAGUUGGAAACCAUGAAAGCAGACGUCGAUCGACAGAUGUCGGAAAAAGGGGGGUACAAGGACUUGUUUGGCGUACCAGCCAAUAGGAGAGCUCUACUCUUGAUGACUUGCUUCAGAUUCUUCCAUCUGUUCAGCGGAAUGGUUGCUAUAGCAGCCUAUGCCCAAGUGUUAUUCGAAUCUCUACGUAUACCCCCGGCUAUAGGCACUUCCUUGAUCAUGUUCGUCAACAUGCUUAUGUUCAUGUCAGCUAAUUUCUUCAUCGAUAGGUACGGAAGGAAACGUCUGUUGAUAGCUUCCUCUGCGGUUAUAGCUUCUUUCUUGCUAGCCAUAGGAAUUUUCUUCCUAGUGAGAGAGGUAACCUCCAUAGACUUGAACAAUUACAGCUGGCUGCUUUUUACCAUGGUGACGAUCUACUAUAUAUUUUUAUCGGUUGGAGUGAGUCCGGUAGUAGGAGUAUUCGCAUCUGAAUUGUUUUCAGCUAGUGUCAAGGGCCAGGGGGCUACGCUAGGGGGAUUGGUGUACGCGAUAUGUACAAUGGUAUCUAUUAAGUUUUACCAGUUCACUUCGGAUCAUUUGGGGAGGGCGGUGCCUUUUUUCACCUUCGCCAUUGUCACUAUUGGCGCUGUGAUUUUCUAUAUUCGUACCGUUCCCGAAACGAAGGGAAAGACUCUGGAAUCGAUCCAAGAGGAACUGAAAUGUAGUAGUGGCGAAACAAGUGCGGAGAUAACGAAGACAGACUAUGUCGUAUGAAGGUUCAUGUGGAUCAUUAUACUGAUUUUCAAUAGCUGUUAAUGCAUAAUAUUCUUGAAGCUCUCAUUGUUGCUAAGGUACGCUGAGGCAGAGAACAAAGCAAUGAAACAAACAAACAAGCUCUCAUUGCCGUUUAGAUCUUAUCCUCGAUCUAUGCUCUGGUGUAGACUCUGAACAUCCUUUCCCGAACACGUGACUUCCAAUAUAGAUGCUAGUGGACAACAGUCAACGUCAGUUUAGUUUGUUCGUUCACAUAGCUAGUAUAAAUGAAGUUAUACAACCUUAUAUAACAAGUUACACUCACUUUCAUGCACAAGUAAUUUACCCUUGAAAGCCAUCGUACCCUCAAUCAGAAUUGUGUAUCCCUACUAAUCCCUUGAUCAUUUGACAGCAUCUUG